Aspergillus terreus NIH2624 is the source of this 1038-nucleotide messenger RNA. RefSeq lists its product as uncharacterized. NCBI's taxonomy places the organism in Eukaryota, Fungi, Ascomycota, Eurotiomycetes, Eurotiales, Aspergillaceae. Gene Ontology annotation, biological process: regulation of transcription by RNA polymerase II. The record is from RefSeq and is a predicted model, not a curated record. Gene Ontology annotation, molecular function: DNA-binding transcription activator activity, RNA polymerase II-specific. Bases 1 to 1038 code for a protein of 345 amino acids. The transcript has a single exon.
AUGACCUGCGACUACAUGGCGACCACCCCAGCGAACUGGUCCACGACUACCGGGUCCCCGUCUUCACCGGCGAUGACCUCCAUCGCGGACCCCGUGAACCACCCGCUCGCCCACUUCGCGCCUGCGGGGGAGCUGAACCACACCGAGCUCGAGCUGAUGGUGCAAUGGUGCACCGACACCUACCGCUCCGUCGCGCACCAGCCCAGCGUCGAAUGGAUCUGGCAUGCCGCCGUGCCUCGGGAGGCCCUGCAACGGCCCUUUCUCCUCCACGGCAUCCUGGCCGUCUCCGCCCUGCACCUCUUCUUCCGUACCACCGGCGACACGCAGGCACACUACUUGCGUACCGCCCACGCCCAUCGACAACACGCCGAGGAAGGCCUCUCCCAAGCGCUCCGCGCACUGGACGCCUCCAACUGCAACGCCGCGUUCGCCGUCUCCAGCAUGCUCACCGUCUUCUCCUUUGCCCUGCCGCUAGCCGCGCGCCGCACCCCGACAGCCGCACACAGUCCGCUGGACGAGCUGUGUCACAUCAUGCGGCACACGCAACAGUCCAUGAGCUCCCUGUGCGAGAUCGUCUACUGGGUCGGCCGCGGCGACCUCCACGCGCUCAUCGAGUGCGACGAAACCGCGCCCCGGAUGCCGGACACGUCGCGGCUCGCCAUCAUGGCGUUGGCGCGCCUGAACGAUACCCUGGCGACGCAAUCCCCGCAGCACGAGAAGCGCAUAUUCGACCGCGCCCUCGACGCCCUGGGCCACUCACUCGACCAGCUCGCCCGCGGCGGCGAGCUUCUCCUCUCGGCCUUCCGGUGGAUUGUGCAGAUCCCACCGCGGUUCAUCGAGCUCCUUCACGAGCGGCAUCCGUUUGCGCUGGUGAUCCUGGCGCACUAUGCGGUCGUCCUGCAUCUGCUGCGGGAGCGUUGGUGGGUGGGUGACUGGGGCGCACGAGUGAUUCAAGCGGUGGGACGGAGUUUAGAAUGGGAGUGGAGAAAGGCCCUGGGAUGGGUGUUGGAUGCGACGGGAUGUACUCUGCCGCAAUGA